AUGCGACAUGAGAAGGAGGCUGAGGCUUAUUCCAUGCUCGGCUAUGCCGACAAGGCCUUGCGCCAGGCAUCUUCGGCGGAGGGGCUGGCGAAAGCCUCCCUUGCUGAAACGGAAGAUGCGGAGGCCGAGGCCGUGCGCUGGUCGACGAAGGUUCAGGAGCUGGAGGAUCGAUUGAGGUCAGCCCAACAGGAUGUGGCGAAGUCGGCGGCGGCAGCGCAGGAUGCCAAGACAGCUGAGAAGCGAGCAGAAGCCGCCCAAGCCGAAGCGAUCCGAGAGAAGAAACACCAGUCUGCACUGUCGUCAGAGCCUGCCAAGGAGCUUGCCCGCACACGUAGGUCGACACUUGAUGCCUUCAAGCGGGGCACCGGUCCAUUCAAACGAGCAGGAGCGGCUGGCCUGGCAGUUCUGCAGCUGGAGCAGUGGAUGGCCAUGUUGCACAUCAACAGAUUCUUCGUCUCCUUGGCGGUGAUGGCCGUGGGCACAGGGCUGCUUCUCCUCCCUGCUCGCGCGCAGGCCGCAUCUUUUGCCGUCUGCGCUCUCGUCGUUCUUCCAGUUCUUUUGGCCGGAGCGUUUCGGGAAUUCCUACGGUUCGUUGCCAGUUCGCCUCCCUCAGAGCUGCUCGGAUCGGUUGCAGGUGCAGAGUGUGCCACGUGUGUGCCAUACCAUUUGGAAGGGCAGACGGCCUUCGGUUGCUCCUCGGUGCCGCGCAUGGCUGGCGAGUUGGUGGCCAGCUGGUUACCGCUGCCGGAGGCCUUAGCUGCGCUGUCUGCCAUGGCUCUCGGCUACGCCGGCGCUGCUGCGGGUCUAUACCGGCGCCGGGCCACCCAGGCGUUCGCGGUCGGAAGCUCGGAAAUCCAAGGCCCGCUCAGAGCAGCCGGCUGGGUGCCCCCGGCUUUCCUGUCACAGCAUCAGCCUGCCCUGGCCCCUGCAGAGGCGUACUUAGAGGACAUCGUGCCCUGGGCAGACAAGCAGAGUGAGAAGGCGAGUGGCUGGGAUCUCAGAGCAUACGUGGUUCGCAGCGACAUCCGUUUCGUACAGCCGGACUACAUCAUAAGGCUCCAUCAGGAGGGUCGCGUUUUUCCACGCCGGCAGGAGGCGGAGGGGGAGGAAGGCGCUCUGUUCCAGCUCCAUCCCACCGCUCAGGCUGGAGAUUUCAAGUAUGUGGCCGUGUCGCACUGCUGGGAGUCGCGCGAGCAUCCUGACCCGCACGGUUUCCAACUGGCACAGCUUGCAAGCUGGAUUGACGGUUUUUGGGGGGAGCAGACUCGCGACGCUGUGCUUUUCAUCGAUUAUGUAUCUCUCUACCAAUUCGGCAACAGAACGGAGACCCAGGAUGCAAGUUUUCGCCGAAGCAUGGAGAACAUGAGCUUGCUCUAUGCAAACUCGGGUGCAGACUUCUGCCAAGGCGUACUGAGCAUCUCGCGCCUGACGCCGUGGUGGUGGAAGACCGAUCGCAGCAAGGCCAUACCGGAAUUUCAAGAGCAAGUGCGAACCAAGGGCGUGGCCUUCACUCAUCGGUCAGAUAUCAGCCAUGUGAUUGCCUUGCAGGGGAUGGUUUACAAACAGAAGCUGGUCUCGACCAAGGGAUUGUCGUUGAAGCGGUUGGCUCGUCGUGAUAGGCACAAACUGCCAGGCAUUUUGUUGAAAAGCAACGUGCUGACCGAACUGGUACUGAGAGCCACAUUGUUCAACGAGGCCGACAUCGAAGCUUUGGCCGGUGUUCUGUGCUCCAAGGAGCUCGAGACUCUGCAGCUGAUGUCGGUGCCUCUCUGUUCUCGCUCCUUGCGGCAUUUGUGCAGCGCGUUUCGGCCGCAGCUCCGAUUCCUUACUCUGUCUUGGUGCAGCCUUCGGGACCACCAGAUGCCACUGCUUGCAGAAAGCCUCAGCACACUGCCGCUUGAGCAGCUCGAUCUCAGCUACAACAGAAUUGGCAGCAAUGGAGCAAUGAAUUUGGCCAAUGCCCUGUGUUCGCAUCCCGUGCUCAAAUGUUUGGAUUUGAGUGGGAACAGGUUAGGGGACGAGGGCGCCAGAGCUCUUGCAGAAGCCUUGAUACCAAGUCACGCCAUGGAAAAGCUGAUUUUGAAAGGCACUUGGGUCCGUUCCAGCGAACUGCACCACGGACAGCACCAAGAGAUCCAGCUGCACUACCACUUCUACGACAACAAAGUGCUGGUUACCGUCUUUCUCAGAACUCUUGCAAUUUUGGACGGGUGCAUUUUGCCAUCCUUUACUGUUCAGACAGAAGUCGGUGGAACCCAGUUCAAAGCACAGGAUUCCAAGGUUGUGGGCAGCACCUUCUGUGAGUAUGGGCGCCUGGCGUGGCUUCUGCUUCAGCUGCCAGCGCUGGUGCAUCUCCUUACGGCACCAGGAAUGGACGUGGCCCCGUUCCCAUGGGAGAGCGAAGAGCCAGCGAAAAGCUCUGUGGCAGCCCGGCUUUUCAAGGGAUCGACUCGGGUGUACACUGCGGGCCGAGCUUCUGAGGUGCCGGAAGCGAGCCCGCCCGAGGAGCCCGAGGAGACAGAGACCAACGCCGUCCAGGUGCAGGUGAAAGGGAAGGCAAGGAAGGCGCUGGUGGAGCACACUCUUGAGGCCGAAGCUGAGACUCAGCCAGAAGUGGCAGAAGCAGCCUCGGACCCGGUGAUCUUGUAG
Symbiodinium sp. CCMP2456 is the source of this 2649-nucleotide messenger RNA. The record is from the annotation of a GenBank genome assembly. Lineage: Eukaryota; Dinophyceae; Suessiales; Symbiodiniaceae.